AGUACCACUACCACGCUGCGACUCCAGCAACAACCGAACUGAUCGUGCCAUUCUCCGAUUUCUGAUUUGCCUACGAAAAACUUUCAUUCUUCUCUGCAAAGUCAUUUCCUCGCAUAAAUCCUGUCCCACAAAAAUCAUCCUUUGGUCAAAUUCGUGACACAUUGUUCUCUUCCAAGUUGGCACAAAGAGAGAGAGAGUAGCGUAGCGUAGGAUGUUGUGUUUGUGCUCUGCUCACAGUUAUAAAAAGAAAGUUGGGAAUAGAUUGUCAGUUUAGUUAGAUAUUUGCUUUCACUUAAACCUUGGGAAUAAAUCUUGAAUCACGUCGGAUCACGGCAUCGUAGGUUCAUAUUUAUAAGGUCAUGUGAGUGAAGGACGUGUGUAUAUAUGUAUUUCGGAUACAUAAUUGAAUAGUUUUGGUAUAAGUAUAUUUAUACAUUGUGCCAAGAAGAUAGUUCAAUUUUGUCCUCAAUUGUGUUCACACGAGGAUCAAGUUUGUAUUAAGGUUUAGAUAGUAGACUAGACACGGGAUAUAGUGAAACCCUUGGCGUAAACUUGUAUGGAAAUUGUGCAUUUCACCAAAAUGUUCUGUGUUGGAUAUAUGUAAAUACGCACAAAAAUAUCAGCCCGUAAUUAGCCUCUAACCUGCGAGUAUACCUAAUUGGAGCGGUUCCACUCCUCUCCAUUGUACUUUCUUAAGGUCAAACUUGUCAAACAGUGUGAAAUCUUGUCAAACUCGAGUCCUUUCAAGACUGGAUCGGAUACUCUGUAAUUUUGCAAAUGAGUCUCAAUUUGGACAAUUUUGAGACUGAUUACUCACGAGAUACGCCGUACAUCCUGACCAGUCCGAGGUCUCUGAAAGCCUGUGCUGUUCUCGGUGUUCAACCAAUUGAACUAGUUUACCGAAGUUUGGAAGAGUAUGAAGAAGCUUUGUGUGAUCUUCCUUUAUCAGAAAUCUACAGGAUUUACGAGGAAAAUGAGACUAAAAGACAAGAGUUGUUACUGAAGUGUCGAGAACAACGAGAACUUAUAAGACACGGCUACACCAUGGCAGUUUCUCAAGUGUUUGAAGAAUCUUCUUCCACGACAGACGAUCCUCCACGACACGAACGACCAAAUUCUCAACAGCAACAGCGGAAUAAUAAAGAUAAGCAGCAGCUUAUCCGGUCCAGUGUUCGGAGCAACAUUCGUUCCGCCGGUGUUCUAAAGAAUAAUAAAAAUGUGAACAAUAACCGCUCAUCUUCUCCCGUCGCGCGGAGAUAUGCUUCCGCCCCAUCCAGAAACAAGCAGACGGGGUCCCAACCAAAUCUUUAUGGUGUUAAUUUUAAGAGAAAUAACUUGAAGUCCAGUCUGACCCCGUUGUCUCCAAGAGCACAAAGCAGGAGCAGCAGUGGGAGGAGGCUCGUGUUUCAUCAAACGUCCGAUACCGAGUCCGCCACGGAUGAGCAUGGAGGUCACACUUUGCUAAUUGACAAUCCGUACUAUGCCUCGAGUAGAAGUGUGCCCGAUCUUACGUCAAAAUCCAAUCUGGACUUUAGGAAGAUUGCUUCAAGCCCGAGAAGUCAUUGUCCGUGCAAUUGGGAAAUUACGGAUCGCAACGUGCUUGCAGGGUAUUUAAAGCAGUACAGUGACAUUCUAGAUUCUCCCGACUUGUCGUUUGAAGACAGAAAAAUUAUGGAAUGUCUCAUAUUGAAGAAAGGAAAGGAAAUGGAGUGGGAGAAAAAAUCUCAAGAGAUGAGAAAAUUACUGGAGAAAGAACGCGUGCAGAGAUGGACCGAGAAUCAACUACUGAUGCAAAAUUGGCAAGACAAAUUGGCCGAAAAGAGGCAUUAUGAGAACUUGGAAAACACCAAGCGAUACUUGGACAUACAAGACAAAUCUCUGCAAAGUCGCAGCAACUUGAUGCUCUAUAUAGAAGAAAGGGAUCGAAAAGUGCAGAGAUAUUUGGAGGAGAUGAACUAUAAAAAGAAGAAAAGUUUGCUAGAAAAGCAGAAGCGUGAGGCUUUGAGACAAUUGGAAGUGGGGAAAGCAAUCGAGAAACUGGUGGAGGAAGAUAGGACACACCGACAAAUUCUUAAGGACAAACUACAACGGCAGAUGGAAGAGGCUGAUACCCGGAAAAGACUGAGAGAAAGAGACUAUUUCCGGCACGUGUCAGAAAUGAACCGAAUGGAGGACAUAAAACGCACCCUAAAACUGGAACAACUGGAACAAAAGACUCGCGAAUCUGUUGAAGAGCUAAAAAUUCAAAUCGAAGAAAAAGAACAUCGAGCUCGUAUGAAUUACUUGAAUCGCAUCCGCCUCCGAGACCAAGCUCUCUCCGAAGGGUCCGGGAACAAACAAAAAGCCAUGGAAAAAGUCCAAUCCAUUCAUUCCGACUUGCUCAAAGGUCUGGAAGAAUGGCACAAAAAAGUAUUGGAGCUCCAUAUGGAGGCACAAAAACGGGCGGAAAUUAAAUAUAAUCAGGAAAUCCACCGGAGGCGGAUUCGUGUCGCAAGUGAUCGCAUUUUGCGAGAGGAACGCAGCUCGGAAAUGCUACGGCGCGUGCAAGAGUUGGAGGAGCAGAGGAGAGGUCUUUUGAAGGCCACGAUUCAAUCGAAAGAGUGCAAAACUGCGAGGGUGAAGCAGGACAAGGACAGAAAAGUUCAGAUUUCGAGGAUAAGAGCGCAUCAUGCGGCAGAAUUGAGGAACAAGCUUAAAGAGAAACUGGCUCCGGAUACUUUUGCGAAAAAAGCUGCACGGGCAGAAAUGGAACUCCGGAUUAUGAAGAGGAUUCAUAAUCCCCCCUCAGGAUUUAGUGUCAGGUUUAAUCCGAAACUAUUAAUUAACAAACGGUGCUCCUCGUGUUAUGCGAGCAGUAGUGGUGGCGGUAGUAAUAAGAGGACUCAUCAUGAUAAUCAUCAUUCUCAUUCAAGGCAUUGUGCUCAUAGUAUUAGUGGUGGAGGUGGAGGUGGCAGUGCAAAAUUAGCAUCCGGGUUUGGUGGUCCCAUAAAAUGUUUUCAUUAAAAAUUAAGCUUCAAACUACAUGCUGUGUAUGUUAUACCAUUUAGUUCAGAAUGCAUUUAUUUAUUUAUGUUCAAUAAACUCAUGGAUUUUACUCGCGAGAAA
Messenger RNA from Folsomia candida, 3105 nucleotides. RefSeq names its product coiled-coil domain-containing protein 177. Lineage: Eukaryota; Metazoa; Arthropoda; Collembola; Entomobryomorpha; Isotomidae. The coding region runs from base 778 to 3003 and encodes 741 amino acids. The record is from RefSeq and is a predicted model, not a curated record. The transcript is spliced from 7 exons.